GUGGGAGUCGUGUGUGCCGGGCCGUGCCGGGCCGUGCCCGGCUGCGUCUCUCCGGGCCGCGUCGCACGAUGGGCUCCCGCGCGGGCUGAGCCCCGCCGUGACGGCUUGUUCCAUGCCCUUUGUGCAGGGCAGAAUUGUAGUGACUGGUUGAUACCCUUGUCAGAAACCAAGAAAAAUGAGUGGUGGGUUGGCACCAAGCAAAAGCACAGUGUAUGUGUCCAAUUUACCCUUUGCUUUGACCAACAAUGAUCUAUACAGGAUAUUUUCAAAGUAUGGGAAAGUUGUCAAAGUUACCAUUAUGAAAGACAAAGACACCAGAAAGAGCAAAGGAGUCGCCUUUAUUUUGUUUUUGGAUAAAGAAUCUGCACAAAACUGUUCUCGGGCACUUAAUAACAAACAGUUGUUUGGAAGAGUAAUAAAAGCGAGUAUUGCCAUUGAUAAUGGAAGAGCAGCAGAAUUCAUUCGCAGGCGUAACUACUUUGAUAAGUCUAAGUGUUACGAAUGUGGGGAAGCAGGACACUUAAGUUAUGCUUGUCCUAAAAAUAUGCUAGGGGAGCGGGAACCACCAAAAAAAAAAGAAAAGAAGAAGAGAAAGAAAAUAGUGGAGCCAGAAGAAAUUGAGGAGGAAGAAGAAAGUGAAGAGGAAGGAGAGGACCCUGCUCUAGAUAGCCUCAGCCAAGCCAUAGCUUUUCAGCAAGCCAAAAUUGAGGAAGAACAACAAAGAUGGACACAAACGGCAGGGGAAUCUUCAAUUUCAGAUGAUUCAAAACGUCCACGGAUUAAGAAAAGUGCUUAUUUCAGUGAUGAGGAAGAACUUAGUGACUGAAAUAGUACUGUUCUAAAUGCAUAUAUAAGAGAUAUAUAUACAUAUAGUGUACAUUUUGUAAAGUGCUAAAAGUGAUAUGUAAUACAGGUUUGUUUUGAUGUUGAAAAUCAUGGGGUUUUUUUAUUCUGUCCCCUGACUCUUCCAUCUUUUUAUAUGUGUGUCUCAAAUUCUUACCUUUCAAGGCAACUUUUUAAGAAAGUGAUGUGAUUAUACACUUAAAUCCUGAGAAGUAUCUGUGGGAAUGCAUCUUGCAGUUAGUAUCUAGACCCAAGUCCUAGCCAUUAAGUGUUUAAUGAGAAAAUUUUCCAAUGCUUUUUUCCUAAGAGGAGUUCCUCUUAGGAUGACUGUUAACACCACUGAUGCUUUAUGUAUUGGUCUGUUUGGAAGCAGUGCUUUAGUAGGACUUAAGUAGAACAUUAAAUUUGCAUUAGUUCCUCUGCAUAGGGUUGAAUUUCAGCUUCAAACAUUGUCGUUUUACUCUUCACGCAGUACUAUAAUAAAUUAUUGUCA
Messenger RNA from Cinclus cinclus, 1336 nucleotides. It is a transcript of the gene ZCRB1, whose product is annotated as zinc finger CCHC-type and RNA binding motif containing 1. The record is from RefSeq and is a predicted model, not a curated record. Gene Ontology annotation, molecular function: zinc ion binding; RNA binding. The coding region runs from base 176 to 826 and encodes 216 amino acids. The transcript is spliced from 9 exons. Gene Ontology annotation, cellular component: U12-type spliceosomal complex. NCBI's taxonomy places the organism in Eukaryota, Metazoa, Chordata, Aves, Passeriformes, Cinclidae. Gene Ontology annotation, biological process: mRNA splicing, via spliceosome.